AUGUACAAGGCCGUCACCCUGCCGACGCUGCUAUACGGAGCGGAGACUUGGACAGUGUACACGAAGCAGGAUCGCCGACUGAACCACUUCCAUCUCGUCCUCGACCGACUGACCUGGAGGAGGACAGUGAAGACAGACGCUGCGAUCUAUGAAGCCAACCGCAUCGCCGCCACCAAAGUGAAACGCGAAGCCCGCAAAUCACAGCUACGCCCAGUACGCAACCCCGACGCACAACCACUUCCAUCGUGUCCUCGGCGUCAACGGACAUGCCGGGCACGAAUUUGACUUAUUGGAUACGUCCGGAUCAACUGCACCUCUCGGACCGCACCAACCGCCGUCCCUUCGCCCUCCUCUUCCUCGUCCUCUCCGCCGCCAACUAACUCUGCCCACUCUUCCGAACCACCACGUCCAUCCAUCCUCCUCCUCCUCCUCCUCCUCCUCCUCCUCCUCCACUGCCCAAACAACGGCCGCUCUGGCGGCUGUCACGCACGACAACACUGCACGACAACACCGCACACAACCCUGA
Messenger RNA from Spirometra erinaceieuropaei, 526 nucleotides. Lineage: Eukaryota; Metazoa; Platyhelminthes; Cestoda; Diphyllobothriidea; Diphyllobothriidae. The record is from the annotation of a GenBank genome assembly.